Messenger RNA from Aureobasidium uvarum, 1590 nucleotides. The record is from the annotation of a GenBank genome assembly. NCBI's taxonomy places the organism in Eukaryota, Fungi, Ascomycota, Dothideomycetes, Dothideales, Saccotheciaceae.
AUGUUAUCCCACAGCGGCGAUUAUGAGCUCGUGGUUCGCCAACAACCAAACGAAGCCCUCGUGACUCAGACGGGCAAAGAGAAAAUAGACCCUCCGCCGAUUAUCGAGUUGAGGGUGACAUCGAGUGCGGAUCCCGGAAAGUACGUAUAUUCUGGCAUGACGCAUUCGUGCAGGACUGAUACCUUUGCACAGNNGCAGUUUUUACAGAGCCCCUACUUGUUUAUGCAAUGCACCCUCCAGGUGGAACAGCAAUCUAACUCGAGCGACAACUCUCCUCCUGCAGUCCCUGCUGGUCAAGAGAUCACAGGCCAAAGCGUCUCAUCCUUGCAUAGAUUAAAAGACAUAAACAACGAAGGUGAGUGCACGCGAUCAAACCAAACAUGCACGAACAAAGCUAACCAUUUGCGCAACGUUAGANNUGGCGGAUUCUUCGUGUUUGGAGACAUCUCGAUCCGCGUGCUGGGAAGGCACAAGCUCAACUUCAGCCUGUUCGAGCUCAGGAAAGACACUGGAGAAGUUGUGUUCCUCAAAUCCAUCACGUCCGAGCCCUUUGAUGUGGUGCAGCAGAAGCAGUGGCGUGGCCUCGUCGAGUCUACUCAUCUGUCCAGAACCUUCUCAGACCAGGGCGUGCGACUGCGUCUGCGCAAAGAAAACCGCAAUGUAGCAGGCGUACGCUUCCCUAUUCUCCUCGAAACAGCACUCAAGCAGGGCCGUCGAUGUUUGGAGGCCCUCUUGCAUACGAUCCCCGAGCAGCGUCNGCAGAACAUACCCCCUGCCCCCUACAGUCUCCAACAACAAGCCUUGCUCCAGUCGCCCCAAACCUCCUUCGGCUCGCGCACCCCUACCGCACCUCCUGGCUGGUCCCAUACCCAGGGCAUCGCCCCAAGUCCAGGAGCGGCAGGCUAUGGCUUGCAGCCUGCACCACCGAUGGGACACGAGUCUGUCCCUGCUUUUCCAAGAAGGAGCACGGAUUCGUACCUUUCUAUGGCUCAACACUCGCAAACAAGCCCAAGCACACCAUAUCAAGGGCCGGGUGCCGCAAUGUACAUUCCGACCAGUGGCAGCUUGCAAGGACCGUCUACUUACAGCACCGAACACGAUCCUGCGGCGAUGGCUAGACAGCACACACAAACUCAUUCGGUUGCGAGUCCUGCAUCGUCCACGAGAUCGGGCUUGAUCCAAGCAGCCCCCGCUUACUCGAUGCAGCCGCAGCCGUUGGCGCAACAAUCCUACGGUGCAUUGUCGGAGAAUCAGCCGUUCGAGUACCAGCAGUAUCGACAGCCAGCUUACCAGCCUCUUCCUCCUCAGACACUUCUGCAGCAACCCUCAAGCAAUCCGAACCACGAGGUGGGAAGACACCCACAACAGCCGCUAGGCAAUCCUAUCGAUAUGCGUACCACGCAGCAACCGAGUCCGUACAUCCCACAAUCGCACCCUAGCCUUGCCAUUCGCCCGCAGCAGCCUGGACAGCCGUACGUUUCUACACAGCAACACCAGCAGUACCCAGCAGAUCUCGGUAAUCCUUACCAGACCCCUGGAGGAGUGAACUACCCUACUACUCAGGCACCGGACCAGUCCAGGCCAUACUAG